AUGGGAUCAUCUUCUUUGGAUUUAUUCAAUGGGGCCUCCUUAGCUGCCACUGAGAAUGUCAUUGUGGUCUCCAUCAACUAUCGCUUGGGAGCCCUAGGCUUUCUUUACUUGCCACCAGCUGCUCCAGGGAACCUAGGCUUAUGGGACCAACAGCUGGCCCUGAAGUGGAUAAAAGAGAAUGCAGCUGCCUUUGGGGGAGACCCUUCUCGGGUGACCAUUUCUGGCCAGAGUGCUGGAGGAUCUUCUGUGAAUUUCCAUCUUCUUGCAUCAAAAAGCCAGGACUUUUUUGCCCAAGCGGUGAUCCAGAGUGGAACAGCCAAUGCUUUCUUGGCUUGGAAGUCUCCUGAGGAAGCCAAACGGUUAUCGCUGGAAUUUGCUCAUUUGCUAGGUUGUUCUGAGGACAGUAAUACCAGCAUAUUGCAUUGCCUGGAAACCAAAAAUGUUUCUGAAUUUAUUCAACAUGAAAUAUCUAUGUUCUUCAAAGGUGGCUUCCUUCUGAAUUUUCCCUUCAGGCCAACCGUAGAUGGGGAUUUUUUGCUUGGUGAUCCAGAAAAGCUCAUGGAGGAGGGGCAAAUUCAGGUCAAACCUGUCCUCAUAGGAAAAACCUCUGAUGAAGGAGCCACAUUUGUCCCUUAUCUUUUCUCUAACACCACCCACAAUCUCAUCAAUCAGGAGCAGCUUCUGAAAGGGAUAGAACUGUUUGUGCCAAAUGCAACUGAAGACUUUGUUCAGAUGGUUGCCCUGAGGUACAGUGAAGGAAAUCAGGGCCCAGCCAAAUACCGCUCUGCUCUGUCCCACUUCUAUACAGAUUGGAUCUUUGCAUGCCCAUUGAUUGAAGCUGCAAGAAAUAUCAGGAAAACGGGGAGUCCUGUAUAUGCCUAUUUAUUCGCACAUCGCCCUUCAUGGUCAGUCUGGCCUGAAUGGAUUGGGGCAUCCCACGGUGCUGAGAUUCCUUACGUUUUUGGGACCCUUGAAUCCGUGCUUCCUGUCAAUCAAACGUACACAGAGGCUGAAGCCAGACUGAGCCGUAAAAUGAUGCAAUACUGGGCAGAGUUUGCCAGAACUGGGAAUCCUGCUGAGGAUGAGUGGCCGCUCUAUAAUACCACAGAGCAGAAUUUCUUCCUUCUUAAUACUGAGCCAUUCCAGCAAAGGGCGAACGAGCACUGUGACAUUUAA
This is a messenger RNA of Protobothrops mucrosquamatus (brown spotted pit viper), 1176 nucleotides long. Its product is annotated as cholinesterase-like. Gene Ontology annotation, biological process: acetylcholine catabolic process; choline metabolic process. Bases 1 to 1176 code for a protein of 391 amino acids. The record is from RefSeq and is a predicted model, not a curated record. Lineage: Eukaryota; Metazoa; Chordata; Lepidosauria; Squamata; Viperidae. The transcript has 2 exons. Gene Ontology annotation, molecular function: acetylcholinesterase activity. Gene Ontology annotation, cellular component: plasma membrane.